Messenger RNA from Sesamum indicum (sesame), 693 nucleotides. Its product is annotated as E3 ubiquitin-protein ligase Os06g0535400. Lineage: Eukaryota; Viridiplantae; Streptophyta; Magnoliopsida; Lamiales; Pedaliaceae. The record is from RefSeq and is a predicted model, not a curated record. Gene Ontology annotation, molecular function: ubiquitin protein ligase activity; zinc ion binding. Gene Ontology annotation, biological process: protein ubiquitination.
UCGAGCUGUCCUGGCCUCAACUCCACUCUGCUGCAACCUACAUUCUUGAGAAAUUCCCUUCCUGUCACUCCUCCGCCCUCCGCCCACCCGUACAAUGGGCAUCCUCUACCACGCGAUCAGAAUCCCCAAAGCCAUCACCAUAACCUUCUUCCUCAACAUUCUCGCUCACGCCAGAUUCCUCUUCAUAGGCUUGCUCACGCAUCUGGGUCUCUUCAAGCCGCCCCCCGAAGAAAACCCUAAUUCCCGACACAACUCCAACAACUACAUUCUCAUACUCGACCCCUCCUCCCCUUCUCUCGUCCCCAUUCCGGUUCACGUCGUCACCGCCGCCAUCAAGAACAGAGUCCCCAUUGUUCGGUACCGCGAUUUUCUCCUCCGCCGUGAAGGGGAAGAGGAGAGGGAAGAAAAGGGGUCGUGUGGGCAAACGACGUGCAGUAUUUGCUUGGAGUGUGUACAAGGGAGCGAUGAGAUCAGAGAGCUCUGCAACUGUAGACAUUUGUUCCAUAGGGAGUGUUUGGAUACUUGGAUUGAUCAGGGAGAGGUGAAUUGCCCCUUGUGUAGGUCCAUGUUGUUGCCUCCCAAACUCAGUCUUUUCAGAUGUAAUGAGAAUGGAGAUGGGGUUCUUGGAAGUAAUAAUAGUACUUGAUUCUUGAUUGAUUGCAAUUCUUUCAUCUGUAAUGUUUGCAGUGGAAA